AUGCCGUCCGCAGACGUUGCAGAGCUUCAAAAGAAGCUUUUCAAGCGCAUGGGCUUGGAUGUGCCAGAAGACAAACAAAAGACACCAAGGCGCCCGUUCAAACCAACCAAGGGCAAUUUCAGUCAGGUAUCGCGGAGGAAAGCCGAAAGAGCGCAGAAAAGGACACAGCAUCACCCGAGGCAGGCUAUACCUGCUAAAAUCCAAGCCAAUCGGAUCAAUUCUACUCGCCCAAAUAGAAACUCACAACGCCCCAAAGCUCCUCCAGCAAAAUCUUUACCUAUUGACGACACCCAGAGUGACAGCGAUGGCUUUGAAGUUCCGACUGACGAAGAAGAAGAUGGCUUGUCACGAGAAUUCGACGACGGCGAAAGCGAGGGCUCUGAAGAAGACGGAGACGACUUUGGCUUAGAAGACGAGAGCGAGGGUGAGAGUGAUGCUGAGAGCGAUGCGGAUAGCGGUGCCGAGAGCGAUGAGGUAGAGGCAUCAUCGAAGUACGACGGAGUCUCUUCAAGGGUUCGCGAACAAUUGGCCCAAGAUGAUAAGGAAAUUGAGGCACUCGAAAAGAAACUACGCAUCAAGAAAGGAUCGUCAUCGCUGCCGAAAUCUUUUAAAGAUGAUGGACUCGAUGAAAUCUUAGGCGACGUUGGGGGGCAGCCUGAGACGAUAGAAGCCGAUGACAGUCUCAAAAGAAAGAGGCAGUAUGACGACUGGUUGGCUUCAAAGAGGAGGAAAGCAGAGGGUGGUUCAGCUGCCCAGGGUGAUUCUGAUGUGUCAGAUGGCUCAGAAGACGAAGACCGGUUCGAUUUUUCAGACGAUGGAGGCGACGACCAUAGCCAAGAAGAAGGAUCAUCGAAUCGUACACAGACCAAAGUGAAGGAGAAUCCAUAUGUGGCUCCGACCACGGGGGCAGUAGUCGCCAAAUAUGUGCCUCCGUCUUUGCGAAAAGCUGCCAACUCAGAUUCAGAAGUUAAGAUGCGGGUGCAGAAGCAGAUCCAGGGUUUGGUGAACCGUCUGACGGAAGCAAAUAUCUUGCAAAUUGUCAAAUCUGUCGAGGAACUUUACCAGAACAACGCUCGUGGCGACAUAACUGAGAUUCUUACAGAUACGCUUUUGGCGCAAAUGUACAAGUCUUCAAGUGUCCCCGACCAGUUCCUGGUUCUCACAGGUGGCUUUUCCGCCGCAGUUUACAAAGUGAUUGGAUCUAGCUUUGGAUCCCAUCUUAUACAACAAGUGGUAGUAAGCUUCCAAGGCUCAUACAAGAGCGUCAUGCAAGGAGGAAUUGAUUUAGCAGAAAUUCCCAAAGAAUCGUCAAACAUUCUGGGAUAUCUCACACAGUUAUACUUGUUCGAAGUUGUGAGCUGCAAGAUCAUCUUUGAUUAUAUGGAGAGGCUUCUCUCAGAGUUGAACGAGCUAAACGUUGAGCUCCUUUUACGUAUCUGCCGCAUGGCGGGCCGCCUCCUUCGACGUGAUGAUCCAAAUGCGCUCAAGCACGUUACAUCCAUUUUGAACAAGGCGGUUGGCGACAUCGGGCCCGCCAACCUGUCUGUACGCACAAAGUUUAUGGUUGAGACGAUUAACGAUCUUGGCAAGAGCAAGCCAAAGGCUCGAGGAUUGGAUUCUGGCAUUGUAUCAGAUCACGUCCUCCGCAUUCGAAAGAAGCUUGGUGAGCUCAAGUCGCAGUCUCGGAGACUCGAUGGUCUCGCGCCCAUGGGCUUGAGUCUGCAAGACAUAGAAAAGGCAGACACACGAGGCAAAUGGUGGCUGGUGGGAGCCAGUGUGCCAGCAAAAGAAACAUAUCAGGACUUGGAAGAACAGUCAAAGUCUGCAACACAAAAGAAUGAUAGAGAUCUGACAGAUGACGAGGAUAUGGACAUUGUGCUGCCCGAUUACUCGAAGAAAGCUCGCGGCCAAGGCUUCCACACCUCGGCACAGAUAGCCAUAUUCACUGCCCUCAUGUCCGCGACAGACUAUGAGCAUGGAUAUCGGCAAUAUGCCAACCUCAAGCUGAGAAAAGACGAUCAGAAUGAAAUUGCACGCGUUCUUGUACAGUGCGUCGGAAGUGAAGCAAACUACAACGAAUACUACGCGCUCGUGGGCAAGCAGGCCUGCAUCAACAACAAGAUUAGGUUUGCUUUUCAAGACAGACUUUGGAGGAUAUUCCGCAGCCUUGGCGAACUCAUGUUUGGUGAAGAAGCAGAAGAAGAAGAGGAGACUGCCGACAGUGAAAAGAUGAAGGACGAGCGUCGCCUUGGCCAUGUGGCUCGCUUCUACGCAACUCUGAUUUCUAACGGAGCCCUGAACAUCAAUAUAUUGAAGCCUCUACACCUUUCUAGGCUGAACUCUUGGACACAAGUGUUUGUUGAGCAGCUCAUAGUCAGCCUCCUGCAGGCCUGUCGAGGUAGCAAUGACGACAAAGAGAGCACCAGGGUGGCCAAGAUAUUUGGUGCGGUGGCAGAUAUGCCAUCACUUGCGGCCGGCCUGGAGUGGUUUCUCCGAAAGAAGCUGCGGAAAAGCAACUUGAUAACGCCACGGGAGGCGAAGAGGCUGGAAAGAGUCAGGGGCAAGGCUGAGGCUACAGUGCAGGCUCAAGCAGCCCGAGAAGUCUAG
Messenger RNA from Trichoderma gamsii, 2607 nucleotides. RefSeq lists its product as hypothetical. The transcript has a single exon. Gene Ontology annotation, biological process: ribosomal small subunit biogenesis. The record is from RefSeq and is a predicted model, not a curated record. NCBI's taxonomy places the organism in Eukaryota, Fungi, Ascomycota, Sordariomycetes, Hypocreales, Hypocreaceae. Gene Ontology annotation, cellular component: nucleolus. Bases 1 to 2607 code for a protein of 868 amino acids. Gene Ontology annotation, molecular function: RNA binding; protein binding.